This is a messenger RNA of Erigeron canadensis, 1502 nucleotides long. Its product is annotated as enoyl-[acyl-carrier-protein] reductase [NADH], chloroplastic-like. The transcript is spliced from 13 exons. Gene Ontology annotation, molecular function: enoyl-[acyl-carrier-protein] reductase (NADH) activity. Bases 139 to 1317 code for a protein of 392 amino acids. NCBI's taxonomy places the organism in Eukaryota, Viridiplantae, Streptophyta, Magnoliopsida, Asterales, Asteraceae. Gene Ontology annotation, biological process: fatty acid biosynthetic process. The record is from RefSeq and is a predicted model, not a curated record.
UAGCCCAAUUGCAAAAUCCAACCCCUUCAAUCCAAUUCAUCCAUUUCUCUCAAAACACACACAGAUCCACCUCCUGCUGGCUGCUACUGCUUCUGCUGCUGCAAAUAUUGUUGUUGAUAGAUUGCAUAUAUAGUGAAAAUGAUGGCAAUGGGUGCUUCUGCACUGCAAAUAACUACGGUCAGACCAUCCGUGUUUCUUACACAAAGAAGUAUUGGGAUUAAAGUAGCAAGUUUUGUGCAAGAAUCCGAUAGAAUUUUGUCGUCUAGUCUUACUAGCUCCUCUCACGUGUCGUCUGUGUUAAAGACUAGAAGACGUUUCACAGAUAGUCUUACGAGGUUUGAAACGUUUGUUACAAGGGCAAUGUCAGAAGUUGCUGAAAGCAAGUCUGUAUCCCAGCUUUCGAUUAAUUUGAAAGGUAAAAGGGCGUUUAUUGCCGGUGUUGCUGAUGACAAUGGAUAUGGUUGGGCUAUUGCAAAGUCUUUAGCUGCUGCAGGUGCUGAAAUUCUUGUUGGGACAUGGGUUCCUGCGUUGAACAUAUUUGAAAUGAGUCUACGACGUGGGAAAUUUGAUGAAUCACGUGUGUUGCCAGAUGGUUCUUUGAUGGAGAUUGCUAAAGUUUAUCCUCUGGAUGCUGUCUUUGAUAACCCUGAGGAUGUACCCGAAGAUAUUAAAACAAAUAAACGUUAUGCUGGAGCAAGUAAUUGGACAGUGCAGGAAUGUGCAGAAACAGUAAAGCAAGACCUUGGUAGCAUUGAUAUUUUGGUGCACUCUCUUGCCAAUGGGCCAGAGGUGACGAAACCUCUGUUGGAGACAUCCAGGAAAGGUUAUUUGGCCGCAGUAUCUGCAUCAAGCUAUUCCUAUGUUUCUUUGCUUAAGCAUUUCCUUCCAAUUAUGAACCCUGGUGGUUCCUCAAUCUCUCUUACAUACAUUGCUUCUGAGAGGAUCAUUCCAGGGUAUGGUGGGGGUAUGAGCUCAGCAAAAGCCGCGCUUGAGAGUGACACAAGAGUUCUUGCUUUUGAAGCAGGAAGAAAACAUAAAAUUAGGGUCAACACUAUAUCUGCAGGUCCGCUGGGAAGUCGUGCUGCUAAAGCAAUUGGUUUCAUAGAUACAAUGAUCGACUACUCUUUCGCAAAUGCCCCUCUACAGAAAGAACUAUCUGCAGAUGAGGUGGGGAACACCGCAGCAUUCCUGGCAUCACCAUUAGCUUCUGCCAUUACGGGUGCUCUUAUAUAUGUAGACAAUGGGCUGAACGCAAUGGGCGUUGGAGUUGACAGUCCAUUAUUCACAGAUCUUAACAUUCCAAAGGACAAGCAUUAGCAAUAGUUAUUAUGCAGGUAUAUGUUGAGAAUAAAGUUUUGAACUUCCGGCUAGUAGAAUUAGUUUUUAAUUGUCAGCUAGUCCGCCAAUGAUUAUGUCAACGUAAUCAUGUAAAACUUGCACAAAAUUGUUCAUUAAUUAAGUCGCCAGAGAGCAUAUGUCUACUGAGCCUAAUCUUGCGCAAA